UUAAUUGAAAGAAAAAAAAACACAUUUUAUAGCAUAAACCCUAAACCCUAGGGUGUGUUUGGCACACCAGAACCGUAAAAGAACAGAGAAACAAAGCCCUAAUUUCCUCUCCGUCAAUCAGAAAUCGAUUAUCUGCAACAAACAAACCGAUUCACAGAUACCCAUUUUGCAAAGAUUAUGGAAGUUGAUAGAGCAGACGGGCGGACCGCGAAUCAACGGAGACCGGUGGUUUGUACUCGAGGCGUACUUCAUCGGGCUCAUGGCUCUGCUAGCUGGGCUCAAGGUGAGACAAAGGUGAUUGCUGCUGUUUAUGGACCAAAAGCUGGAACGAAGAAAAACGAGAAUCCUGAAAAAGCUUGCAUUGAAGUCAUUUGGAAGCCAAAAACAGGGCAGAGUGGGAAACAAGAGAGGGAAUACGAAAUGGUACUAAAGAAGACGUUGCAAAGUAUCUGCCUUUUGAAUGUUCAUCCUAAUACAACAACGUCGAUUGUCAUUCAGGUUGUCAAUGAUGAUGGUGCUCUUCUUCCAUGUGCAAUAAACGCAGCCUGUUCUGCUCUUGUGGAUGCUGGUAUUCCUUUAAAGCAUCUUGCGGUUGCAAUAUGCUGUAGUGUAGCUGAAAGUGGACAUAUUGUUCUUGACCCCAGUAAGUUAGAAGAACAGAAUAUGAAGGCAUUUAUAUAUUUGGUCUUUCCCAACUCGAUAACAUCUGUUCUUCCGGAUGGUUCAAAAAGACCAGGAGGUGAGGCGAUGGAGCACGGUAUUGUUACGUCCCUCACCCAUGGCGUAAUGGCAGUGGAUGAGUACUUCAGCUGUGUGAAGCUGGGACGUGCUGCUGCGGCGGAGUUGUCGGAUUUCGUCAGGAACAGUUUAAAGUUGAAAGCUGGGAACGACCCAUCUAAAGCCGGCUGACUGUUGACCCGAUUUGGAAUAGGACAAUUGUUAACAUGAAUGUUGUCAGUUUUAUGAAUUGGAAUUAGUUAAACAUGUUGUAGACGGUUCGUUUAAAAUAUCGGUUUUGUCGGAAGUUUUCUAGUUUGGCACU
Helianthus annuus (common sunflower) is the source of this 1042-nucleotide messenger RNA. RefSeq names its product exosome complex exonuclease RRP46 homolog. Lineage: Eukaryota; Viridiplantae; Streptophyta; Magnoliopsida; Asterales; Asteraceae. The transcript has 9 exons. Gene Ontology annotation, biological process: nuclear mRNA surveillance; rRNA catabolic process; poly(A)-dependent snoRNA 3'-end processing. Gene Ontology annotation, cellular component: cytoplasmic exosome (RNase complex); nuclear exosome (RNase complex); nucleolus. The record is from RefSeq and is a predicted model, not a curated record. The coding region runs from base 178 to 909 and encodes 243 amino acids.